AUGGAGGCUGUGGGCAAACUUCUGAGGCGUUGCAGUAAAACUGGGAGAAAAAAAAUUGAGAAUAGUCUGCAUCAAUGUGAUUCAAUUGGAAAGCCAGAGAGUGGGGCAAAAAGAGACGAAGAAGAUGUGGAUUCAAGAGUCAGAGGGAAUACUUUGGAAACUGCGGGUGGUAGUAAAGAUGCCAAGAGAAAGUUCUCUUGGGAAGAGAAAGUUGAUCGGGAAAGCUUUCAGUGCAGUUUUACGGAGACUAGGGAAGAACUGGAUGACUCAGAUUGGGAAGAUGGCCCAGUUCCCAUUUUAAAUUCUGUGGGCGAUCAUGAAGUGACUAUUGAAUUAAAUGAGACACCAGAUUCUACAAGAAGGAAACGUAUUCGUCGGGCUUCUGCCGAAGAUAAGGAAUUGGCUGAGCUUGUUCAUAAGGUUCAUUUACUUUGUUUACUUGCACGGGGAAGAUUGAUUGAUAGAGCUUGUGAUGAUGCUCUUAUUCAGAAGUACAAGUGUGAGCAGAUCAUUUUAUUCGGCUCUGACUUUGCUCUUGAAACCCAUGAAGGGACUCAAGAAGAGAUUGCUGCGUUGUCUGUGGCACUCUUUAGAGCUUUAAAUCUGACAACCCGGUUUGUGUCCAUUUUGGAUGUUGCCUCCUUAAAACCAGAUGCUGACAAGACUGAAUAUUCUAGUGAAGAUGCAAACAGAUCAAGUCGGGGAAUAUUCAGUACUUCAACUCCAAUGGUGGCUAGAAAACAGGAUGUCUCUGUGUCUCUUGGUAAAUCACCUUCAUGUAAUGAGAGAGACAAUGUCUGUGGAACUUCUCAGAUGGGUUCAUGCAGAAGUAAGGACUGCCACCCAACAAGUAACAACACUCAGCCCAAAGGUCCUUGUAAUGCUUAUGAGGUGAAUGAUAAAAUGCUAGAUACAUUAGCUUGUGGGGCACAUGAUGAUAUCUCAGAAGCAGUCCUUAAUAAGAAAUCACAGGGAUUAAAGAGGAGAGGGGAUCUUGAGUUUGAAAUGCAGUUGAAAAUGGCACUUUCUGCUACAGCAGUUCCAACUGCAGAUAGAGAAAUGGGUUCGGGUGUGAAUUACUUUAACGGUAAUGAAAACUUCUCUUACUCAAAAAGAAUGAAAAGAAUUGUUAGCGAAGAAUCACGAAACUCGUCCCAGAGUAUCUCUACUGCAGUUGGAUCGAGAAAAGUAGGUUCUCCUUUGUAUUGGGCAGAAGUAUACUGUGAGGGGGAAAACUUGACUGGAAAGUGGGUGCAUAUUGAUGCUAUUAAUGCAAUUAUUGAUGGAGAACAGAAUGUUGAAGCUCUAGCUGCAGCAUGCAAAACGUCUUUGCGAUAUGCUGUUGCUUUUGCUGGGAAUGGGGCUAAAGAUGUGACUCGCAGGUACUGUCUGAAGUGGUAUCAGAUAGCAUCCCAACGAGUCAAUUCAAUAUGGUGGGAUGCGAUAUUGGCACCAUUGAGAGAUUUCGAGGUGACAGCAACAAGUGGCAGUGUCCAUUUGGAGAAAGAACACACAGGAUCCUCAUCGGGACAUGAACAAGCUAAAUCCUUAAACAUCUCUGACAGAGCGGUGAUUGCUACCAGAAACUCUCUCGAGGAUAUGGAGUUGGAAACUAAGGCAUUAACUGAGCCUCUUCCAACUAAUCAGCAGGCCUAUAAAAACCAUCAACUAUAUGCUAUUGAAAAAUGGCUUAGCAAGGAUCAGGUACUUCAUCCGAAGGGCCCCAUUGUGGGUUUUUGUUCAGGUCAUCCAGUUUACCCUAGGACAUGUGUGCAAACAUUAAAGACAAGAGAAAGAUGGCUACGGGAGGGGCUGCAAGUUAAAAUCAAUGAGCAUCCUGUGAAGGAGUUGAAACGUUCUUCAAAAGUCCACAAAGUACAGGACCCUGAAUCUGAUAAUUAUGUUGGGGGUAAUUCAAAACGAACUCUCGAACUUUAUGGCAAGUGGCAACUUGAACCCUUGGAUCUGCCUCAUGCUGUUAAUGGGAUAGUGCCAAAGAAUGAUCACGGUAAUGUGGAAGUAUGGUCUGAGAAGUGCCUUCCGCCAGGGACUGUGCACUUGAGGUUGCCAAGGGUGUUUUAUGUUGCCAAGAGGCUGGAAAUUGAUUAUGCUCCAGCCAUGGUUGGUUUUGAAUUCAAAAAUGGUCAAUCAUAUCCUGUCUUUGAUGGUAUAGUAGUAUGUGCUGAGUUCAGGGAUGCAAUAGUGGAGGCAUAUGCAGAGGAAGAGGAAAGAAGAGAGGCUGUAGAAAAGAAAAGAAAUGAAAUGCAGGCUAUUUCACGGUGGUAUCAGCUUCUCUCUUCCAUUGUAACUCGGCAAAGGUUAGAAAACCUCUAUGGGGAUUCCUCCUCAUCUGUAGCAUCAGUUAGCACCAAAAGUGUGAACAGUAAGUUAGAUGUACAGGUUGAUGGUAGUCCAAAUGAUGAGCAAUCUCUUGCAUGCCAGCAAGAUGUGCAUGAAAAUAGGCCGGCUGGUCCAUCAGCUGCCAUGCCGGAAAACCAUGAGCAUGUAUUCUUGACAGAAAACCAGAGUUUUGAUGAGGACAACUUGGUGGUGACAAGGAGGUGUCAUUGUGGAUUCACGGUGCAAGUGGAAGAACUGUAG
Messenger RNA from Prunus armeniaca (apricot), 2601 nucleotides. Lineage: Eukaryota; Viridiplantae; Streptophyta; Magnoliopsida; Rosales; Rosaceae. The record is from the annotation of a GenBank genome assembly.